Molecule: messenger RNA, 939 nt
Organism: Pseudophryne corroboree (corroboree frog)
Lineage: Eukaryota; Metazoa; Chordata; Amphibia; Anura; Myobatrachidae
Product: olfactory receptor 5P68-like
Exons: 1
Coding region: 1-939 (312 amino acids)
Biological process (GO): G protein-coupled receptor signaling pathway
Cellular component (GO): membrane
Molecular function (GO): olfactory receptor activity; G protein-coupled receptor activity
Source: RefSeq, a predicted model, not a curated record
AUGCAGAAAGAAAACUGUACAGUUGUCACUGAACUACUGAUUACUGGAUUCCAGGAUCUACAUAUAUUUAAAAUUCCUUUGUUCAGUUCUUUACUGAUGGCUUAUGUGGUGACCUGCUUAGAGCACUGCCUGGUUAUUGUGCUGGUAAUCACCAAUGUGCACCUUCAAACACCCAUGUACUUUUUAAUAAGCAUUUUGUCUUCCUGCGAAAUAUUAUAUGUUACAAAUAUUGUCCCUAAGAUGCUGUAUGAUACUUUAUCUGAGAGAGGAGCUACUUCUGUCCUAGGUUGUAUUACCCAGUUAAAUCUCUUUGGAACACUGGGAAUGAUAGAAAGUUUACUUUUUGCACUUAUGGCCUAUGACAGAUAUUUGGCCAUUGCUAAGCCACUAAGGUACUCGGCACUUAUGGACAACUGGCUUUGUUUCCGCCUGGUUAUUGGGUUGUGUCUAAUAUCUUUUAUAUCUGUCAUGAUUAUAUCAAUAUUAUUAAGUAAAAUUGAAUUUUGUGGCGCUAACAUCAUUAAUCACUUUUAUUGUGACUUUGGUCCCCUAAUUGCACUAUCACGUUCAGAUACAACUUUGAUACAACAGAUGGCAUUUCUACUCAGUUCACUUUUCACAUUAUUGCCUUUUAUUCUGAUUUUUCUAUCGUACAUGUGCAUUCUGUACACAAUCCUUAGAAUACGAUCAUCCGUAGGAAGACAGAAAGCAUUUUCUACCUGCAGCUCUCAUCUCUUUGCAGUUACUAUUUACUAUGCAACAUUUAUAAGUAUUUAUGUAGUUCCAACUGGGUCACAAUACACUUAUAUCAAUAAACAAAUAUCAUUUUUGUACAUUGUGGUGAUUCCAUUAAUAAACCCAAUUAUAUAUACCUUAAAAAAUCAGGAUAUUCAUAAGGCACUGCAGAAAAAGAUAAGUGAUGUAAAAAUGUUUUUUUGA